GAUAUAUGUUAUGGAUUUAAUAUUUACACUGACAAAUAUUAAUUACAAUAAAUACAAAUAAAAUAGUUAAUUAGAAGAAAUAAACAAUUAAAUACACGGUUAUAUGUACUGCUGGGGUACACACAUCAAUUGAGGAAUAAAUAUAUAGAUAGUUAAUAGUUAUUAUUUUUAGGUUCAACUUUAUGAUUGUCGCACGUCGGGAUUUUUAUAGAUAAAUCUAAAUUAUUUUAAUGGGUUUGUAAAAUUCUGGAAUGGCAGCUAAUCCGUACAAGGCAAUGGCUCAUGCUAAAAGUGAUAAUUUUACCAUUAAUUCCAAUCAAUUUAUAUAUGUUACUAAAACUGAAUUGCAAGAGCAUAAAAAUAUGGAAACCAGCGACUUCGACCAACAGGAAGAGCAAAUCUACUUCGAGGGUAACUCCUCAGCAAAGCCCUCCGAAGAAGACGAUUUCGACCCUGACAUAAACUCCCUAAUCCGAAUAAAGCAAGAAUGGACCGAACCGACUGCACGUGGUAUGAAGCAAGAGCAGGAGCUGGACUACGAGCUUGAAACUCCGACUGCCGAGGAAGAAGAAACAGUGGAAGAAGAAGAGUUUGAGUGGGAAGAAUCCGAGGAACCCGAAGAGCGAGUAAAGACCGAGGUAAGCCAGCCUUCCGAAGAACAGGAGCCUGAUGAGCAAGAUCACGAGUCCGACGAAGAAACAAUAGCGACCUUCCUUACCGCCUCCGGAAAGCAGUUAGCUCUCUACGCGGUUGAGGACUCUGACGACGUCUUCGCAGUGGCGGCUUACGACGGUUCCGGGAACUCACCCAACCAGUUCCAGUUUCUCUUAAAAGCCGAUGUCGAGCGUUUAAUUGGCCAAGGAGCCGUUAAAACAAUCAAAAAACCUUCCUCGAUAAAACAGCAAACCUACCUAGGCGACACUACCACCAUCUUGCGGAACAACCGCGCACUAAAAGAAGAAACCACUGAAGUUCCUUCCCCGACUUACGAGCUACACCAACCUGAUCAUCUUCAGGAGGCCAACGACCGGAACAUGAAAGAGGAGCAAGAUGACGAUCUAAGUUACCAACUGAUGGAAUCUCAGUCAGACUCUUUUGAAGUUACCGACCGAGUUUCUAUGAAUUCCACUUGUUCCAUCAGUUCCAAAUCCGAGUCUACGUCCAAAAGUCCUGGAGGCGUAGUUACAGCUGAGAAUCUUCUAUUCCAUGAAGAAGAAUCCGAAUCUGAGUUAACUUUUGAUGACAUUAAGUCAAUUGACUUCAAUGUUGAUAAAUUAAGUCAAAAAAAAUUGGAUAAAAAGUCAAGUUUUACUAAAUCAGAACCUUCGAUGGAAAUUUCUAAAUCUAGUUCAAUGGAGGUUAAAUUAAAUUCUAGUUCCAUGGAAAUGGAAAUUGGAUCCAGUGAUAAAACAGUUUCUAUGAAGUCUAAUUAUAAAAUAGACCUUGAAUCUGGAUCUUCAAUUAGAACCAAUUCAAUGGACACUUUUAAGUCAAUAUCAGAUUUGAUGGACACAAGGUCUAAUUCAUUAAAGUCAAUCUCCAGUCGGACGCUUUCAUCAGAAGUAUCUAAUCCAGGGAAUAGAUCCAGUUUUAUGGAAGUAGAACCUAAUCAGAUAGAGUCAGAUUCAAUGGAUCUGGCUGACAAUUCUUUUGAUGACUCUACUUUGAUGGAAGUGGACAAUUCUUUGGUUAGGUCUAACAGUGGACCCAAGACUAUGGACUCAAUAAGUGGGUUUAAUAAAUCUAGGUCGGUAUUAAGACGCACAUAUCAAAUUGUCAAGUCUCAGGACAAAGAAGUUAGCCAGUUAUUGGGAAUUAGUCAGGCGUCUAUCUCCCCACUCUCCUCGCCUGAUAAAGAGAAGACAAAGCAGACUAAGCGGGCUAAACACAUGCCGCGCGCUCUGUUGGGCUGCAAGACAAACACUUUUGACUCUACUGCCUCUACUGUUAUCAUCCACGGGUCUACUGCGCUUAUUUGCUGUCCGAUUCAGGCGGUAAAGAAGGCCAAGGAUAGAGAGGAGGAUAAUCCUGAUGGAAAAAUUGAAGUUGUUAUGAAUGAAGAGAAGGAUAAAUUGGUUUGUAAAUUGAAAAGACCACCGAGGAAGCAACAGUUGAAGAUAAAUGAUAGAGCUGACUCGGAGAUUAUUAUCCAGCCGGCGGUAAUAGAGGAAACUGUUGAAGAAGAGGUGCCAGCUGUUCGUAAAAGAGGAAGGAGAAGAAAAAAUAGAGAUGGAAAGCGAUUGGAGGAGGAUGAUAAAAAGGGGAAGGAGGGGAGGUCUAGGAGGGGGAGAAAGAAGAAAUCUAGGAUUGAAGUUAUUGAAUUGGAUGAAGAUGAGAGUGUCGCGAGACAUAUUGAGGAGAUUACUAUUGAUGAAGCUAAGGAGAAGGGAUCCAGUGAUAAGGAGAAUGAAAUUAUUAUGCUGGAGUCGGAAGAUGAUACUGCUGAAGAGGAGGAAGAAGAGGAAGAGGAGGAGGAAGAUGAUGAGCCUUGGAAGUGCAAAUUUUGUCGGAGAAGCUUCAGGUUGAAGAGAGCUAUGGAUACUCAUGCUCGUGUUUGUCCGAAAAGUCCGAGGAGAGUUGAUAAAGGGGAAAAAGAGGUUAAGGAGAAGAAGUAUGUUUGUAAAAUUUGUAAAGAGACCUUUGAUGUUGUUGUUGCUUUGGCUCGGCAUACUAGGAUGCAUUAUAAGAAGCGUGUUGUUGAGAAGCCUGAAGAGCCGGAGGAAGAGGAGGAAGAAGAAGAGGAGGAGGAGGAGGAAGAAAUUGUUGAGGAACUGGAGAUGCUGGUUGAGGAAGAAGUUGAAGAGGAAAAAGAGGAGGAGAAGGAAGAAGUUAGAGAGGUUAAGAAGAGGAAGAGGGUUGGGAGCUUUCAUAAGAAGCUUCGGUGCAUGGAAUGCAGGAAGUGGUUCAAUAGCAUGGCGCUGUUAACUCGGCAUUAUUUGAAUCAUGAUACUAAGAAUACUGAUCGACAGAUAAAAUACUGCUAUGUAUGCAGAAAAUUAAUAGAAAACAAAGCGCAGUACUUGCGCCAUAUGCAAUUACAUAUGACAUCACCGAAGAAGCUAUCUAAAGAUAAAAAUCCAAAUUCAACCGCAAAAUCCAAUUCGAAGUUAAAUUCACACAAAGAAACAUCACCGGUUCAGUCGAAGAAAACAAAAUCACCUAUAAGAAGAAUCACCAGAUCGUCGAAAAAUUCAGCGUCUUCUCCUACGCCAGCGCCAUCUAUUUCUAAACAUGAAAAUAAAAAACCAUUAGAAAAAAAAGUAAAUAGCAAAAAAUUGUCAUUGAGAAAAAGUAAUCGGCAAAAAAAAUUAUGAUUUGUUUUACUUAUUAUUAUCGAUAAUUAUAAUUAUUAUUAUUAUAUCUUGAAUAACUAUUAUAAUUAUUAAUAUAAAUAUGAUAUUUUUUUUUUUUUAUUAGUUUAAGUCCCAAAGUAAUGUUCAAUGCUUAAAAAUAAUAAAUUGUUAUUUUACAAUAUAAAAA
This is a messenger RNA of Cotesia glomerata, 3480 nucleotides long. Its product is annotated as eukaryotic translation initiation factor 5B-like. The coding region runs from base 252 to 3314 and encodes 1020 amino acids. Lineage: Eukaryota; Metazoa; Arthropoda; Insecta; Hymenoptera; Braconidae. The transcript is spliced from 4 exons. Gene Ontology annotation, biological process: regulation of DNA-templated transcription. The record is from RefSeq and is a predicted model, not a curated record. Gene Ontology annotation, molecular function: DNA-binding transcription factor activity, RNA polymerase II-specific; RNA polymerase II cis-regulatory region sequence-specific DNA binding.